This is a messenger RNA of Metarhizium robertsii ARSEF 23, 1566 nucleotides long. Its product is annotated as Zn(2)-C6 fungal-type DNA-binding domain protein. Bases 1 to 1566 code for a protein of 521 amino acids. The record is from RefSeq and is a predicted model, not a curated record. The transcript is spliced from 3 exons. Lineage: Eukaryota; Fungi; Ascomycota; Sordariomycetes; Hypocreales; Clavicipitaceae.
AUGGACGAAACACGCCGUCAUGACCUGCGACCAGGCACCAGCUGGACAUUCACGCUCGACACCUCCCAAUGUGAUGCUCCCAUUGACGACACAAAAGGACUGCCAGUCGGCGUUCAGCCCGGCCUUGGGCUGGGCCUCCGAUGCCCCGGACCCCGGACGGGAGCAUUUUUCGUGCAUGUGCAAUCGGGAGAGUCAUCGUCCGAAGCGGUCCCUGAACACCACCCGGGCACAGCAUCCGCCGCCCUUGGCCCCGUGACACCGAGAAAUGCAUUUGUGCAUAUCCCCCUGGUUUCCGACCCGAGGUCGUGUAGAGCAACGGCAUUUGACCAAUUGUUCGUCUCCCAUUUCGUCGAAUCAUUCGGCCAAUUGAGCGGCGUGAGGUUCCCCAUCUCCCCCAACGCCAACUGGCUGGAAAGGCUACCGCAAUAUACAUCAUCCCCCGGAAACUCACUUGCCAAAACAUCCAUCCGCUCCGCAUCAAUGCUGAGCUACGCGACAUGGGCCCGCGAUAGGUCGAUUCAGACGGAAGCGUACAAGUGGUAUGCCAGAGCACUGGCAGGCUUGCAGGCGGCGCUGUCGCACACAGCGCCAGCAGCAACCGAAUCCAAUGUAUGCUCUGCCGUCAUGCUCAUUCACUUUGAGACAUGGGCGGACACUGCCGAGGGUGCCUGGCUCAAACAUGUUCACGGCGCGUCAACUCUGCUAGAGGCCGCGGGACCACGUGCCUGUCACGAGGGCUUCAUGCACAGGAUAUUUUGCCAUCUACGAUUCCAAGCGUUCAUCGCCACCAUGUACGAGAACAAGCUCUCGGGGUUUGCCUCGCCUGAAUGGACGUGCAUCCCGUUUGAGAUUCACCCCCCCAACGUGUUUGACCAAAUAGUUACGAUUUUAUUUGACGUUCAGGCGUGUUUGGCCACCGCCCAUGGGGUCACACGAACGCGUGACUUGGCGGCAAGGGCCAAAGUGCAAUUGAGAGCGUUGGCCGAAGCAACCGUGGCCAAGCUGUUGCAGUGGGAACAGCAGUUUAUGCCACCCUCGACGACUCAAGAGAUGAAUGGCAUCUGUAAAGACAGUUGGCCAUCGGCUUCUUCGCCCUCGCCACCAACAGGACCCAGUGCCGCCCAUGAUAGGUUCCCACCGGCUCAUUUCACGAGUAUGCCGGAAGCGGCUUUGCUGUCCCUGUAUCACGCUGCUUGUAUAGUUGCCUGCCGCUUACUAGCCGUGGUGCGAGACGACGUAGCCGAUGGCGAUGGACUGCUGGUGCACACCCAGGAGAUUAUACGGGCUUACAAGUUUGUGGAAAGGGUUACGGACAAGGCGCCUACCAGUAAUUUGGGGCCGGUAAUGAUGGUUCCGCAGCUGAAGAUGGCGUCGUUGUGGGGUGUUGACGAGAGUCAAAGAGUGAUGGCUAUGCGCAUGUUGAAACGAGUCGGUCGGCAUCAGAGCUUCGCCCUUGGAGACAUUGGGGACUUGCAAGACGGUUAUUUUGCGAGCGUGGCGUCUUGGGCGGUGGCGUUGACUGAUUUGGUGGACUGUGGGCGCUCUUGCGAGACUGUCGAGAAUUGA